Molecule: messenger RNA, 2754 nt
Organism: Copidosoma floridanum
Lineage: Eukaryota; Metazoa; Arthropoda; Insecta; Hymenoptera; Encyrtidae
Source: RefSeq, a predicted model, not a curated record
UCGUGUUUGUCGACGCUGCGCAUCAAUUGCAUUUACAAGCAGCCGUUUGGCUUGCUUUUCGUUCAUUCUCCGUAAAAAAGUUUUUUUUUUUUUUUUUCUAAUUGGGAAAAUUUGUUAUCCUACUCGAAAUAUGCGUUUUGAUGCCCUUUGAUUGAGCAUUGAAAAAAAAAAGAUGUGAUACAAUUGAUCUUUUUUUGCGUCAUUUGGAUUGUUCUGGAAACAAGAAAGUUUUUACAAGAAGAAUUACAUUGGAAAACGAAGAGAAAUUAGUUAUUUUGAUUGUUGUGAAAUAUUGUGCGUAUGUCAAUCCUCGUCUUGGAUACAAAGGAAUACAAAGGAUCCACCUGCUAAAAUUUUUAAUUUACUGCAUUCUGCGAAGCAAUGCCGUUCAAAAAAGUGGGCAAAGUUUUCAAAUCUGGAAUGUACUCGGUAGCGCGGACAACCGUUGGGCAGAAGCUGCUCAGCAUGGGUGACAAGGUGCUGACCAUCCUGGACGAGUGCCUGCAAUGGAGCUUGCCCUUGCCGGAGAAGACGGAAGAAAAGAAUGGUGAACCAUGUGGCAAGACGGAGCUGAAAAGGCCGCUGCCGUGGAUUAUAUUCUUGCCUACCCUGGUGGUGCUCCGAAUCACUCGGCUCGCUCUGAACUUCAGCGUCUAUAUCCUCAGCAUGGAGCCCUACGAGCCAGCCCAUAUGUUACUCAUGAUAAGAUCAGCUCAGAGACGCUUGAACGAGUCCCGGUGCAGAGCGCUGAAGGAGCCCAGAUCACAAAAAGGAUCACCUGAGAAGAACAGACGUCAAUUGUUGAGAGAGGCUACCAAGAGCCUGGCUAAAUCAUUACGCCUGACUCUGUCGACUCUAUCUUGUCUGGAUUCUGAAUUAAAAAAGUCGCCUUCACCGCCUCCGAUUCAGAUUCGCGUUUCGAGCAUGUUCGACGACCAAUUAAAGCUUAGCAGUGGCAAGUGCAUUUUGGAUACGAAUACGGCAGUUGGCACUGGCAACAGUAGCAAGAAGCAGAAGACCGAGGUUACCGAAAUCAACUUGUCCAGCGAAGGCGACAACUUGGAAGAGGACGAGAAAUUUGAGGACAAACUCCAGCGCUACGCCAACGAGUCGUCCGAAGAUGAUCCAGACUUUGUGCUUCAAAACAGUGACUCUCAGACCAACGAUGAAGAAGAUGAGAGCUCUGAUUCCGGCGAUUCGAUCACAGAGGCGGAAAUCGCAGAUAUAAAAAAUGAUCAAGCUGACAUGGAGGAUCACUAUGGCGUGUGGGAGCGUGUUGGUCGUCACUCGCUGAAGAAAAAACUUGACGACGAAGUGCAUUACGACGUCGAUGUUGAGGGAUUGCUCACGGACAUCGCGCUGCGCAAUUACGAGAUGAAGACUCGACAGCAGGGAAAUAAUCUCAUGCCGGUCAUAGAGACGGAGGUUCCGGAGACUCAGGCGGACAAAGUUGCCCCGCCGACAAACGGAACGGGCAAGGACGGCGAAGCGGCCUACUACUCGCCCGCCAGCUGGAAAAGCGUCUCCCCGGAAAUCUCCAUGCCGUCGCGCAAUCUGGCCUACAAUUUCGAGCACGAAGCGAAGACGGAAGAUUUAAACAACGACAGCAUAGUCAGCAAAACAGUGGAUAAGGCCGACGGCGACCCGACCAUUUCGACCGUCGACGAGGCCAGCGGUGAAAUCAGCAACGGACAUUUGAAGAACAAGCGCCAGACGACCUCGCACAGUAGUAAACACCACCACCACCAGCAUCGCCAUAAAAACAAACGGGAUAGUCACAGCGGACGCAAGAGAAAGUAGACGCGCCUCACGUUUCGAUACUUACACCACGAAAGCUGGUCGAAGCAGUAAUCUCGUAUGUUUCCGAUACGCGUGUGCAAACUUACAUUUUGCAAAAAUGUGAGCAAAGGGAAGAAUCAGUUUUGUGUUAUUAUGUAAGGAUCGUGACUCUCUUAUUAUUAUUAUUAUUUUUUUUUUUUUUUGAUAGAUCAAUUUAAACACGUGCUUACACGCAAAGCCUAUAUCGUGUACAUUUAUUAUCUUACAAAUAUUGGAUGCUCUCUGUUCAUUUUCCACGAUGAUCUGUCAAACAACUGAUGCAUACAUUUCGAUUGAAAAUUUAGCACAUAGCAUAAGCUUGCUUCAAUUUAGCAACGUUACGAUAACAUGGAUUUUGAACAAAAUAGCUUUGCAAUAAACCAGUUAUCGAAACCCCGCUAAAAACCGUUAUUUAACAUAAAAAUUUUAUGUAUAAUGAUAAUAUAAAAUGUUUCUAUUUUUUUCUCUUUAUUAUUAAUACAGAUGAAUUUUGUUGAAUGUGCUUGUUAAGUAUAUUUUUUUUAGGAGUUUAAAGUAAUUUCUUACACUUUCGUCGAGUUAAUGAAUUAAAACAUAAACAUUUAUCAAGUGAUUUAGAGACAAAGUCAUAUCAUAACAACUUUUUCUGGCGAAAUCAUUUACUCGUGUGUAAUUAAUCUUCAUGGUAAUUUUAAUCUUUAUUGUUAAGGAUAUUUAUUUUAUCUAAGCAUGUUUUCUUAUAAAUACUGCAGUCAAAGUUGUAUCUGCAGUUAAUUGUAUGAUGUUACAAAUUUUAUGUAAUUAUUGCUACGAUAAUAAAUUAUCACAACAUCAAUAGGAGUGAAUUAAUAAACACACAUGAAUUUAUUCUAAUAACGUACAAUUUAUUGAACUUACAUUACACUCAAUUUUAAUUAAUAAUAAACCAUCAAACCAUCUUCUUAACUGCUAUUUGUU